Clupea harengus (Atlantic herring) is the source of this 2637-nucleotide messenger RNA. RefSeq names its product vertebrate ancient long opsin b (gene valopb). The record is from RefSeq and is a predicted model, not a curated record. Gene Ontology annotation, cellular component: membrane. Lineage: Eukaryota; Metazoa; Chordata; Actinopteri; Clupeiformes; Clupeidae. Gene Ontology annotation, biological process: visual perception; G protein-coupled receptor signaling pathway. Gene Ontology annotation, molecular function: G protein-coupled receptor activity.
GUGCUGGGCUCUAUCUGUGCACGUGGCUGAAAGACUUUAAAACAAAUCUUUAGAAAUGAGUUUCCAUUUCAAUAGUCAAUUUCCACUUAGAGACCGGUCAGAGAGAUUCUAUCCAUGACCGUGAGUGCAACCUGGGGCAUCAUUGGACAGCAUCAUGAUGCUUGCACGCCCGUGCUUUGCAAACUUACAGAAAGACGUAGCUGCCUCACUCCUCCGGGCAUAUUGUGUUCGGUAUAAAAAGGAGCACACGGACAACAUGAAAGCUGGAGGAUGCGCGAGGAGAGGGUCGCGCUACAACCGGUGCUUUAAUUGCACGGCACCGUACCUACAUCCCUGAGACGUCCCUUGGACCACUGUCCAUAUCCAUGGAUGAAUACUUUUAUGUUCAUAUAUGUAACAUUUUUUUGAAUGACCUAGCGACUUUUUCAGAAGCACCUUUGGAUAAAUGCUUGGUCUGCAUAGACAACUGGACGAGCGCGCAUUGUUCAUCAUAAUGUAGACAGUGUUACUUUUGCAAAGAAUUCUUAGACAUUUGUAUGAUAUUAAUGUCGCCAAUUGAAUCCACAUAGUAUCAGCAUAGCAGUUAUUGUCACGCAAAUGCUUUUCCGGAGAGCCAGGGAGAUUUAACCAGUAAUAUGUGGUUUAUUCACUGAUCUCCGUUAACUGUCAGUGGACAUAUUGCAGACUCUACCUUUUGCAGAACCUGACCUCGCCUGGAAGCAUGGAGUCUUUUGUCUUGUCAGUGAACGGGGUUUCUUUCACCGAAGCUACGGAGAAAUUCGAACCCGAGAAUCCGUUCGAAGGACCCCUCUCAUACGUUUCGCCAUGGACCUAUACUUUUUUGGCGUGCUUAAUGUUCCUUGUGACCUCGCUUUCCCUCUCUGAGAACUUCACCGUUAUGCUGGUGACUUUUAAAUACAAGCAGCUUAGGAAACCCUUAAAUUAUAUAAUCGUAAACUUAUCCGUUGCAGAUUUUUUUGUGUCACUCAUUGGAGGGUCCAUAAGUUUUCUAAACAACGCAAAUGGCUACUUUGUCCUGGGCAACUGGGCUUGCGUCACAGAAGGAUUCGCCGUCACAUAUCUGGGUAUAGUGGCUCUGUGGUCUUUGGCCAUUCUGGCUUUCGAGCGCUUCUUUGUCAUCUGCCGACCGCUAAAGAACGUGCGUCUUGGGGGAAAGCAUGCCGCUUUGGGUCUCCUCUUUGUCUGGACCUUCUCGUUCAUCUGGACCAUCCCACCGGUGCUAGGCUGGAACAGCUACACAGUCAGCAAGAUUGGAACCACCUGUGAACCUAAUUGGUACUCGACUGACUACAAAGACCAUAUGUUCAUCAUUACCUUCUUUACCACCUGCUUCAUCCUGCCCCUGGGAGUGAUUAUCGGCUCUUAUGGCAAGCUCAUGCAGAAGCUCAGAAAGGUGUCAAACACCCACGGGCGACUCGGCAGUGCCAGGAAGCCCGACAGGGAGGUGGCACGCAUGGUCAUCGUCAUGAUAAUGGCAUUCAUGAUCGGCUGGGCGCCCUACGCAGUCUUCGCCAUUACGGUCACAGUCUGUCCCACCAUCCAUAUGGACCCCAGGGUGGCUGCAGCCCCUGCCUUCUUUGCCAAGACUGCCGCGGCCUACAACCCAAUCAUCUAUGUGUUCAUGAACAAGCAGUUCAGGAAGUGCCUCGUUCACAUGUUCAAGGGUGGCACGGCCAGCCUGGACUCCACUCACAUCAACCAGACGUCGGAGCGCGGCACCACGGCCGAGAGCCACAUGGGGGAGAUGUCCACCAUCGCCGCCCGUGUGCCCCUCUCUGUCUGCAACAUGGAGCGCACGCAGGAGGAGGAUGAAGAUAAUGAAGAUGAGGUGAUGGCUAGAGGGGUGGAGGAGAAGCACAGCGAGAACAACGGCGGAACCAACAAGCUCCCCAUCAACGAGAACAAAGUGUGCCCUCUCUGAACUGAGGGGGGUGGGAGGGGAGAGGAGAGAUAAAUGGUUGCUGCUUUCGCGUAAUUUUGUAACCCUCCCCCCUUUGCCUAAGAACCCUGUUUCUCGAUUAUUAGAACUUCAAGGGCUCUCCUUGGGCCGGUAUUUGUUCCUUCAGAAGCUCUUCACAGUUUUGCUCUGCUAAUUAGCGUUAGCUCCCACAUGUUGAGUUCAGGAGGGGGGUGCAGGUGGUGCACUGCUUUUUGGGAACAAAUACCCCCCAGAAUAAGGUGUGUCAAAAGAGCUAUGUGGAACUAAACAGAGUGCUCCCUACCCCUGAGCAAUGUCUCUCCCUAAAGUGUUGCCUCUUAGCAUAUAGUAUGUAUGCAUGAGAGCGUAUGUGUGAAUGUCCUUUGCGAAUGUCUGUCUCGAUGUCUGUGAGAUCUGUGGUAGAGAAGCUUUUGCGUGUGUGUGUGUGUCUGUGUGUACAUGUGGGAAUGCUAAUGCUGAAUUUGUUGGUAUGCCAAUGUCAGUCCACCCCAAAUACACCUUAUGGGUAAGUAGGAGUUUUUGUUUCAAAGUGUGUGAACAUGUUACCCAGAACAGUGUCUGUGUGUCUUGCUCUUGUAAGCUCAGUGUUUAAAUGGUGUCUCUUAUUGGUGAGUAUUACUGUGUGGUGUCUCUGUUGUGCGGAUAUAUCUCUGGUAGCCCAUUUUGUGUAACCCCCC